AGGUGGCACUGACUGGCACUGAUGGGUGACAUUGAAAGGCAGCUCAGAUGGGCACUGAUAUGUGGCAUUGAUGUGCACUGGUAUGCACUGAUAUGUGGCAUUGAUGUGGCACUGAUGGGCACUGGCACCGAUGGGCACUGGCACUGAUGAGCACUGACAAGUGGCACUUCUGGGGCCACACUGAUCAUCAGGGCACACUGAUCAUCAGUGCCCUGCCGCUCUCCUCUCCUCUGAAGCUGUCAGCGUGACAGCUCGAGAGGAG
Molecule: messenger RNA, 262 nt
Organism: Staurois parvus
Lineage: Eukaryota; Metazoa; Chordata; Amphibia; Anura; Ranidae
Source: the annotation of a GenBank genome assembly